AUGACAGGACAGAGUUACGUGGAGGAGGUGACGUACCUCUUUGACGAGGACCCAAGCAUCGAUGAAAUCGGUGUGGUUCACUUGGACGACGAACACGAAGCGUUCGUGCUUGCAGACCACAAGUUGGGCAUUGCUAUGGCCAAGAUCCCCGCGAUCCACCGUCAAGCAAAGGAGAAGUUCUUCCGAGCCAAGGAUCUAAACGACGUACCCGGUAUCUUGAACGCCACGCGGUGCAUGUUGCUUGUGUGUGCAGACUUUUACACUGCAUGGAACGCCAGGAAAACGUUGAUCUCGAAUGGUGUUUUCUCCGAAGAGGUCGAGAUGAAGUUCACGAGGCUGGUGUUAACGCAGCAUGCAAAGAGCAUCGACACUUGGGCCCAUCGUCGAUGGGUGUUUCAUCGUCUCUUCCCUCGUCUUCCCAGCGACGAGCUGGCGACCUUGUUGGCCCACGAGCUGUCGCUGUGCGCAAAACUGUGCGAAGAGCACCCCCGCAACUACUUUGCCUGGUCGUACCGAUACUGCAUCUGCUCCAAACUGUCGCUUCCAUCGCUGCUCGCGGAACUGCACGACACCACUCGCGAGUGGUGCGACCGCCACGUGUCCGAUCAUUCCGCUUGGAACCACCGCCACCUGGUACUUGUGCUCGUGCUGUCCCAAGUGCCGACGUCCGCGACUACCCUCGUCGCAGACGAACUCGCCUUCGUCACGCGGCUCCAGCGGCUGUAUCCUGACCGAGACGCCUUGUGGUGCCACCGACGCGCCAUCUUGCAGACCAUGGCGCCGUACUUGUCGAAUAGGUCCAUUUCAUCAUGGGAAGACCUUGAUGCAGAAUAUGAUGAUGGGGGCACCGCCGCUGUCCUGGACGACCACUCGAUCGACGCCUUCGUUCGGGUCGAAGUGCACUUUGGGUCCGAGGUAGGCUCGGUCCCUGCCUUGCGCUACGCGGUGUUUGCACUGGAAUGGAUCCUCAAGCUGUCGCCAGCCCUGCCCCGUGUGGCCCAGUGGCAUGCACAGAUGUGCCGUCAGUUGACUGCAAAAGACCACUAUGAAGACACCAUCCGCCAGCUGAAGAUGCAACUGCACGACGCAAGAAAUCAACUCUUUCGGUCGCAACAGCAACUGAACAGACUGAAGCAGCACCCCCCACGUGCAUCUACGUUACAAGACUCCGUCUUCGCCAACGAAUCACAACACUGCGAGUCGCUUGUUGGUCACGACAUUCGAUCGCAGUUCCAGACGUGCGUGGACGAAGUCAAAGCCGCGACGGGUGGAUCCGUGGGCCAUGCUCUCAACAAAACGAUAUGCAGAUUGGAGUUUCUACAGCGAACGGUCCUUGACUCUCAGCGCCUCAUGUCCGAUAUCCUUUACACGUGUUUCUGUCCCCAUGGAGAGUGCAUUCCCAUUUCAUCCUUAACCACUGGUCGAACAAACCAUCCAUACCUUGCGAGAAGAGUGCCACGACCUUCGCGACGUUACCAAAUCCACGCCGAAUCGACAUUGACCAAGUCGAACCAACACGGACAAAGAGAGCGACCAGAGACCCCUGCCCGCGGCACGACGCCAGCCCCAGGGACAGUUCCUGCGACGAUGCGACGUGACAAACUCCUCCGGCAACUCCGCUGCGUCCACACCCCAGACGAAGGAGCAGCUCCUCAUAUCAUGCUGGAUGUCAACGGAGACAUGCACGAGCUCUCGAACGACCUGCGACAGCGCGCGGGGCUAAUCUGCAUGGACAUGGUGGCCGACAUGUGCCAUCGCUUCGACUUGUCGUCGUUGGUCGAUCUGCCUUCGCAUGUCAAGCACGUGCGCCGCCUCUCUCGAAGCCUUCCGAUGCUGAUCACGUUUGUCGAGCGCGUCGAGGUGCUGACGGCGACUGGAGAGAAGGCAGCCACAACUUCCGCAUCGCAGCACCGGCCAUCCAAAAGUUCGCUGGACUCGUUGGCCCGUCGACUAUCGUUCAUAGUGCACGAUUACAAGGCGCUUCAGACACAUUUGGCACGUCCAGGUCGUGCAAUCCAUGAGACGCUACUCAAAUGCAUGCAUGUGUUGAAUGUCCAGCACAUCGACGAGAUGGCGCCAUCGAUUGUGGAUCUCGUGGCCGUCACAGCCGCCCAUCGCGACUUUGUGUCGGCCUUGCGAACGGUGUUGGGUCUUUCCCGACAUGAAACGCGAUCCGACAUUCUCGAGCUGCUCCAGACGUAUAUGCACACGAUUGGCUUGGGGGCAAAGUAA
This is a messenger RNA of Aphanomyces astaci, 2232 nucleotides long. RefSeq lists its product as hypothetical. The transcript is spliced from 13 exons. The record is from RefSeq and is a predicted model, not a curated record. Gene Ontology annotation, cellular component: cytoplasm. Lineage: Eukaryota; Oomycota; Saprolegniomycetes; Saprolegniales; Verrucalvaceae. Bases 1 to 2232 code for a protein of 743 amino acids. Gene Ontology annotation, biological process: protein prenylation. Gene Ontology annotation, molecular function: protein prenyltransferase activity.